UGACUUGACAGCUGUCACCGUACGCCGAGGUCAAGGGGAAAGAAGCAUGGCUGCGUUGUUUAGAGGGUCCCGAAAUAUAUUGUUAAGGUGGACUAAGCAUGUCGACCUUGCCUUCGUGUCAUCGCGAUCGAUGGCCUCAAAAACACCAGUGGGGUUUGUUGGUCUGGGAAACAUGGGCAGUCCAAUGGCCAAAAACCUGUUAAAAAACGGUUAUCCUGUUAUUGCCACCGAUGUCUUUCCUGAGUCUCGCAAGGAGUUGCAGGAAACUGGUGCCCAGGUAGUCGACUCUCCAGCAGAGGUGGCAGAGAAAGCAGACCGCAUCAUCACUAUGUUACCCUCCAGCCCUAACGUCAUAGAGGUCUACACAGGCCCGAAUGGCAUCCUCAAGAAGGUGAAGAAGGGAACGCUUUUGAUUGACUCCUCAACCAUCGACCCAGCUGUAUCAAAAGAGAUGGCAGUCGCCGCAGAGAAGAUGGGGGCUGUUUUCAUGGAUGCUCCAGUAUCAGGAGGUGUCGGGGCUGCCAGCUUGGCCAAACUGACCUUCAUGGUGGGUGGAGUGGAAGAGGAAUACAACGCUGCUCAGGAGCUGCUCACCUGCAUGGGAGCAAAUGUUGUCUACUGUGGACAGGUUGGAACAGGACAGGCGGCUAAGAUCUGCAACAACAUGCUCCUGGCCAUCGGGAUGAUUGGCACUGCAGAGACCAUGAAUCUUGGAAUCAGACUUGGUUUGGAUCCCAAGCUACUAGCAAAGAUCCUCAACAUGUCCUCAGGUCGUUGCUGGUCCAGCGACACGUACAAUCCAGUCCCUGGUGUCAUGGAGGGAGUCCCCUCAGGCAACAGCUACCAGGGCGGCUUUGGAACCACACUAAUGGCAAAGGAUCUUGGUUUGGCUCAAAACACUGCCACCAACACUAAGACACCCAUCCCUCUGGGCUCCCUCGCCCACCAGAUCUUCAGAGUCAUGUGCUCCCGAGGCUACGCUAACAAGGACUUCUCAUCCGUCUUCCAAUUCCUACGCGAGGAGGAAGGCCAGUGAUGGAGAGGGAGCAAAGUAGACUGUGAUGUUACCAUACACACACACCCACACACACACACCACACACACACACGUAUGUACACACCCCAGUGCCCCUUAUCCCACUAUGCUCAGGAGAGACUACGGCCUUGCCCUCAGGCACAGAUCUGCAGUCGAAUUAACAUACUGUAUGUCGACACGUGCCCCCCCCCCCCCCCCCCCCCCCCCCCCCCCUAUUGCGUUAGAUGAAUCAUAUUUACCAUCCUCCGCUCACCUUCUGCAUGGUGGAGAUGCUAAAACUGACCUUAGAUCAGUAUCGAGAGACAAAGCCAACUCUCUCCGUAGUCUGGGCUGAGAGGCCGGAGUGAAAUGAGGUAGGAUGAGGCACUGCAAGAUUUUGUGUAACAAUGCAAAUAAUGUGCGGUUUCCAGGACGAUUGAUAAGUAAUAAGUGCAUGAUUGUUCAAAGUUUAGGUACGCUUUUGUCGGGUUUGCGCUUUUUUGCUUUGUUAUGACUCGGACAUUUCCAAGUCCAAUGAAAGAGGACAGAGUAAAGACACACUAUAGUAAGGAUACAUAAAGUGAUAAAGUGUCAUUGAAGAGACAGUGCAAGAGAGUGCAGAGUUUUGGUUAACCUAUUGUUUUUCUUUUUCAACCAUUUCCCUUUUUACUUGAAACACAAAGCCCAUGAUUUCAGCACUACAUGUAAGGUAACCAAAACUGACCACACUGUUGGAUCAAUAUUUACUUUUGUUACAGUUGUCAGUGUUUGUUUGUUUUUUAUCCUACCAGAAUCCAUUCUUCAUUUCAUUUUUCAACCAUACACUUUUUUUUUUUUUACCUCAUGAUGAAACUACAGUUACAUUUUUCCUCAGAUAUUUGGUAUGUUGACGGACAUUUAAUUCUCAUCCCACUGGAUCACCCAGUUCUGCUUGUCUAAAUACUGUGAUAUCUUAUAUUUGGGGUUAUUUUUGCACUGUGUGCAUUGCAGUGCAAUGCUCGGGGCAAUUUUGAUACAGUUACAGAAUCUCUUUGAACUUACCUCUCUGCUCUGCCGUCUGCAGCUGCUUAUCUAGCCACUGGAGUAUUAUUUUAUGACCAACACUGUUUGAAUUUUAUACUGUUCACUACAAAAUGUUAUUCUCACCGUCUAGCACUUUCUCUCACCAUCUUUUCUGUUUUAAAGUCUAUCCUCAGAUAUUUUUCCUCUCACACUCUGUCUCUCUUUCAGCUUGUAUAACAUCUGUGUAAAAUGUGGGCAGGGAACAGCUGCUCCCCCGCUCAGAGCAAAUGUACAUAAUGUAUAUUUCGAAUUGUUGUGUAGUAUUAAAGAGGAAUCUAAAUGGA
Molecule: messenger RNA, 2360 nt
Organism: Labrus bergylta (ballan wrasse)
Lineage: Eukaryota; Metazoa; Chordata; Actinopteri; Labriformes; Labridae
Gene: hibadha
Product: 3-hydroxyisobutyrate dehydrogenase a
Biological process (GO): L-valine catabolic process
Cellular component (GO): mitochondrion
Molecular function (GO): NAD binding; NADP binding; 3-hydroxyisobutyrate dehydrogenase activity
Source: RefSeq, a predicted model, not a curated record